Molecule: messenger RNA, 6976 nt
Organism: Beta vulgaris subsp. vulgaris (sugar beet)
Lineage: Eukaryota; Viridiplantae; Streptophyta; Magnoliopsida; Caryophyllales; Amaranthaceae
Product: phytochrome B
Exons: 4
Coding region: 321-3536 (1071 amino acids)
Biological process (GO): red, far-red light phototransduction; detection of visible light; regulation of DNA-templated transcription
Cellular component (GO): nucleus
Molecular function (GO): photoreceptor activity; phosphorelay sensor kinase activity; protein homodimerization activity
Source: RefSeq, a predicted model, not a curated record
UCUUGGCUACAAUUUUCCGCAGCGCCCACAAACAAAAGAUUGGGAAACGUCACUCGUCAGUGAAGUCCACCUCUCAAAAAUCAUAAUAAUAUUAAAAAGAGAAAAGAAAAACACCUCUCUCUAUUCUUUUCUCUCUUCUGGUAGUAAAUUAAUCUCUUUGUUUUUUGAAUGCCAGAUAUCUGAUAGAGAUGAAACUUCAACAAAGUUGUAAUCUUUAUCAUGUAUAAACAACAAAAAAACGUCACUCAAAGUUUCCCACCACUAUUUUGUUUCUUUCCCACUUUUUUUGUGUGUUUUAAGGAGUAAAGGAACAAAGAAAAAUGAGUUCAACAAGUAGAGGGUCACAAUCCCAGAACAAUAAUCAUAAUCAUAAUAAUAAUAAUAAUAAUAAUCCUCCUGAUUCAAUGAGUAAAGCAAUUGCUCAAUAUACAGUUGAUGCUCGUUUACAUGCUGCUUUUGAGCAAUCUGGGGUUUCUGGUAAGUCUUUUGAUUACUCUGAAUCAAUUAGAACAUCUACAAUUCAAUCUUUUCCUGAACAACAAAUUACUGCAUAUUUGUCUAAAAUUCAAAGGGGUGGUUUAAUUCAGCCUUUUGGGUGUAUGAUAGCCAUUGAUGAGUCUAGUUAUAGGGUGAUUGCUUACUCUGAAAAUGCAAAAGAAAUGUUGGGUAUUAACCCUCAUACAGUGCCUUCACUUGAGCUUGAGAGGCCUCAAGUUUUGAUGAUAGGAGUUGAUGUUAGAACCCUUUUCAUGUCUUCAAGUGUGGUGUUGUUGGAAAAAGCUUUUGGGGCUAGGGAAAUCACACUAUUGAAUCCUGUGUGGAUUCAUUCUAAGAUUUCAGGGAAACCCUUUUAUGCAAUUUUGCAUAGGAUUGAUGUUGGGAUAGUUAUUGAUCUGGAACCUGCUAGGACUGAGGACCCGGCGCUGUCGAUUGCUGGGGCCGUGCAGUCUCAGAAGCUCGCCGUGAGGGCGAUUUCACAUUUGCAGUCUUUACCUGGUGGGGAUAUUAAGCUUUUGUGUGAUACUGUGGUUGAGAGUGUUAGACAACUUACUGGUUAUGAUAGGGUUAUGGUGUAUAAGUUUCAUGAAGAUGAGCAUGGGGAGGUUGUGGCUGAGAGUAAGCAACCUGACUUAGAGCCUUAUAUUGGGUUGCAUUAUCCUGCCACGGAUAUACCUCAGGCAUCGAGGUUUUUGUUCAAGCAGAAUCGAGUAAGGAUGAUAGUAGACUGCCAUGCUAAACCUGUGUAUGUAGUUCAGGAUGAACUUCUCCAGCAGCCUCUUUGCUUGGUUGGCUCCACACUUAGGGCUCCUCAUGGUUGUCAUUCUCAGUAUAUGGCUAAUAUGGGCUCGAUUGCCUCUUUAGUCAUGGCGGUGAUCAUCAAUGGAACUGAUGAUGAAGGUGCAACUGGAGGUAGAAAUCCAAUGAGAUUAUGGGGUUUGGUGGUGUGCCAUCACACAUCUCCACGGUCUAUUCCUUUCCCGCUUAGGUAUGCUUGUGAGUUCUUAAUGCAAGCCUUCGGCCUCCAAUUGAACAUGGAGUUGCAGUUAGCCACUCAGAUGUUAGAAAAACGUGUACUAAGGACUCAAACUUUGUUAUGUGAUAUGCUACUCCGGGAUUCUCCUACUGGAAUUAUUACUCAAAGCCCUAGCAUAAUGGAUCUGGUGAAGUGUGAUGGGGCAGCACUGUUGUACCAUGGUAAAUACUAUCCAUUAGGUGUGACCCCAACCGAGGCCCAGAUAAAGGAUAUUGUGCAGUGGUUAUUAACUUACCAUGGGGACUCUACUGGUCUGAGCACAGACAGUUUGGCUGAUGCAGGUUACCAUGGAGCAGCCGCACUUGCUGAUGCAGUUUGUGGCAUGGCUGUGGCUUGUAUAACUCAAAGAGAUUUCCUUUUCUGGUUUAGAUCACACACUGCAAAGGAAAUCAAGUGGGGUGGUGCAAAGCAUCAUCCUAAGGACAAGGAUGACGUGCAAAGGAUGCAUCCACGCUCUUCAUUUAAAGCUUUUCUGGAAGUUGUCAAAAGUCGGAGUAUGCCAUGGGAGAAUGCAGAGAUGGACGCAAUACAUUCCUUGCAGCUUAUUCUGCGAGACACGUUCAAGGAUGCAGAUGCUGCUAAUACAAAGGCGGUUGUGUACACUGAUGAUGGGGAUGUAGAGAUGCAAGGGAUGGAUGAGCUAAGCUCAGUUGCAAGAGAAAUGGUUAGGUUAAUUGAAACUGCAACGGCACCAAUAUUUGCUGUUGAUGUUAAUCUCCGCAUUAAUGGGUGGAACGCAAAGAUUGCUGAGUUGACUGGGCUAUCUGUGGAGGAAGCCAUGGGAAAAUCUUUAGUUCAUGAUCUUGUUUACAAAGAGUCUGAAGAAAUUGUUCAGGACCUUCUUCAUCACGCUUUAAGAGGUGAAGAAGAUAAGAACAUAGAGAUAAAAUUGAAAACAUUUGGCUUGGAGCAGCAUAAUAAAGCUGUUUAUGUAGUUGUCAAUGCUUGCUCUAGCAAAGACUAUACAAACAAUAUUGUUGGAGUAUGCUUUGUUGGCCAAGAUGUUACGGGUCAGAAAAUUGUAAUGGAUAAGUUCACCAAUAUACAGGGUGAUUACAAAGCUAUUAUUCACAGCCCGAAUCCUUUGAUUCCUCCUAUUUUUGCUUCAGAUGAGAAUACUUGUUGCACUGAGUGGAACACUGCCUUGGAGAACCUCACUGGAUGGAGCAGAGCAGAGGUGAUAGGAAAGAUGUUGGUCGGAGAAAUCUUUGGUGCUUGCUGCCAGCUUAAGGGUCAAGAUGCUUUGACCAAAUUCAUGAUUGUUUUGCAUGGUGCCGUUGGAGGGCAGGAUGCUGACAAAUUUCCAUUUUCUUUCUAUGAUCGUAAUGGAAAAUUUGUCCAAGCGCUCUUGACUGCAAAUAAGAGAGUUAACAUGAAUGGCCAUAUAAUUGGAGCCUUUUGCUUCUUACAGAUUGCGAGUUCUGAAUUGCAACAAGUGAUAAAAGUCCAGAGACAACAGGAAAAAUUGUGCUUUGAAAGGAUGAAGGAACUGGCUUAUCUUUGUCAAGAAAUAAAGAAUCCUUUAAAUGGGAUACGUUUUGCUAAUGCACUUUUGGAAGCUACUGAUUUGAGUGAAGAUCUAAAGCAGUUUAUUGAGACCAGCAGUGCUUGUGAGAGACAAAUUCAGAAGAUUGUAGGAGAUAUUAAUCUGGACAUCUUCGACGACAACACUAUGAUGCUGGACAAGGCUGAAUUUAUGUUGGGAAGUGUCAUAAAUGCGGUUGUCAGCCAAGUUAUGAUAUUGCUGCGAGAAAGAGGCUUACAAUUAAUCAGGGAUAUUCCAGAAGAAAUUAAAACUCUGGCUAUUUGUGGGGAUCAAGUUAGAAUACAACAAAUCUUGGCAGAAUUUUUGGUAAAUAUGGUUCGUUAUGCACCUUCUCCCGAUGGCUGGGUGGAGAUUCAUGUUCAACCAAGACUUAAGCAGAUAUCUGAUGGGCAAAAUGUUGUUUACAUUGAGUUCAGUGUUGGAAAUUCUAUGAGGGAUGUGUUACUGAAAGUCUGAAAGACCUGUAAAAUUUGGCGGUAUAUCUACUUCCUCAAACAUUUUUUUAAACAUUAAAUGCUGCAUUGGGUCAAGCCAAAUGACUUGGUUGAAACUUAAAGGCCACAAGUCUUUCAAAAUAUAAUUGCUCCAGAUGUAGUAAUGCUGCAAAACGAUUUAUACAGAACAUGUGUUAUAUAUGAAGUUCAGAAGGUUCAUCAGUUUUUCCAGAGUUUAGUCUAUUACGUUCCAUGCCACUCAUUUGGUUCCCUUUUAUGUUCGUCAUAUAUGUCAUUACCAUACCAAACCAUACCAUCGUAUUCUUCUUAAUGGGUUUUGUCUUUGGUGAUGAUGGGGUAUUUGACAUGUGUAUUCCCAACCAUCCAAUCAACUGACUGUCUUCUUCAUUAUUAUAUGCAGUCUCAUGUAACCGAAAGCUGAAUAAUCCUGCAAUGAUAACUACUCUUUCAGCUUUUGAGGAACAUGAAAUUGAUCAUUCAUCUCAUUCUUGAAAUUGGUUUAGAGUUAAAAGAGCAUUUGAACUACUUUUUCUUCGCACUUAAACAUUCUUCCUUUUUGGAAACAAUGAACUCUGAGUUACCUGUAUCAUAGCUGAAGUACAGAGCAGAACAUGGAAUACAAGGUCAGCAAACACUCCAAAAAUAUAAAAUAUAAACAGAAACUUCAAAACAACACCUCAAAAGAUCAGAGGAUUACUAAAGCUUGGAGAUACCUGCUAAGAGUUUCCUGCGGAUUCUAUUCAACAUGUCUUUUCUGCAAGCCUCAUGUCUUAUGUCAAUCUGAUAAAGAUUAUCUAUUAAGAAUCCCGAGUUUCCUAUUAAAAUAUUUGGAAUUCUUUUGCAUUUGUUUCCUCUGAAAAUGAUUGCUGGACCAAGCAGCUGAUCGCCUGAUCCUGUUUGGAGGAUCUUUCUGGAUAGUCUUCGAUAUCUUCUGCAGACUCCAGUGAUUAAAAUCCAAGCAAUUGAACAUAUUUCCCCCACAGUUCCACGCAUCCUUCAAGUUCAAGGGGCAUUUUCGAUAAACGCUCGCCGGUAUUCGACCACUGUGGUGGUUUGCUUGGUGGCUAACCACUGCUCCCACAACGAGCCACAAUGAGUCGGGCGGAACUGUCGCAGUAAGUAGUCCUUCAGAUCUGCCCACCACCUUAUUGGUCUCCUCCUAUUCUCCCAUUGGUACCAUCGAAGGGCGUCGCCCUCCAUGGAAACCACCGCCGCCUCGAGGGCUUCACUCCCACUUAAACCAUAGAACGAAAAAUAACGUUCUGCCCUAAGAAUCCACCCAUCUGGGUCACUCCCAUCAAAGAGAGGCAUCUCUAACUUCCGAUACCGCCAGUUACCUCCUCCUUGAUUUCCUCCUCCGGGACCACCGCCGGAGCCACUAUCACCACCCACUCGCCCUCCUCGGCGGAAUCCUCGGUACUCUUCCUCUUCCCCCAGAUUUACCAUCUCCGGAGCCCGGCGCUCAGGUUGUCGGGGGAGGCCACUUGCAGUUUCCGGCGUCUCUGGCCCAUGUUGUGGCAAAAUCGCCCGGAUUUCGGCUUGAAACUUCUUUUGUUCGGCCCGCAAGCCUAGAAUCGACCCCUCCUGGGUUUCCCUUGACCGGUUGAUCCGAUCCUCCAACCGGACGGCCAAGAUCUCCAGUUCCUCCCGGCUUUUUCUCGCCGCCUCAUUCUGACCCUCUAAGAUCUGGGUCGUCAGUGACUCACUCAUGGCGUUAAUGGCGGAUUCUACAGCCCUGGACACCAUGGUAGCCACGUUUCCUUCAAGAGCUGUCAUCCGUUCUUCCAACGAAUCAACCCUCUGAGCUUCAUUUCUGGGCGCCAUGGAUCGAUGCUCUGAUACCAAGUGUGAUGAUUUCACUUAUCCUUAAGUCACCUGCGCACAAAAUAAAGAUCCCAACAACAAUUGCUACAGAAAGUAAGAGUUUUUUGAUUGAUUGCAAGAAAAUAAACAGAGCAUUCGAGAGGCUCCAACUCUCCCAGAGACUACAACUUACUACAAAAUACCACACCUCUUUUCUACUCUCUCCCCUCUAUUUAUACUCUACUUCUUACUGAAUAACGGCUACUGAUUAUUCCCCUUAGCUGGCACUGUCACCCCCACUAUUCUCGCUGACAUUUCUGAUAUUCAGUGAUAGUGCUUCUGAGUAAUGAUUUUACCCCCCUCCUUGGACAGGUUUGCCCCUCCACUUCUUGCGUGCAUACGUCAGCCAAGGUUUGGGAGUUGGAUUCAUUACAGAAUAGUAAAUGUUGCUACGAUUUUGAAAUUAUCUGUAUAAAGCCAAAACUUCACGCGUUUGCAGAAGCCCUCGAUUGACUCUGACAGUUCAUCAACAAACAUGAUAUGAUUUGAAGUUGAAUGUAAUUGAAAUUGAAAUCUUGAAUAGUCGAAUGUCACCGAAUAUCCUUCGAGUGUGUGAUUGUUUGUUAGAGACUGUCAUUAUCUGCUAGAGCCGUUAUUUUCAUCUAAUCAUUCAGCAUUAAAUGCCUUGCCUUUCCUUUUGACCUGACAAUCAACAUAAGGGGUUCCUUCAUCCUCUAAAGACUGAUCUCCAAACACAAGGAUAUGACAUAGUGAUCAUUUCCACAAAAACCCUUCCUUGACAAUCCUAAGUUCUAUUGGAGGGUGGGGGAGAAGAUUAUUGGCUGAUGCAAUUUCAUAUAUCAGUCUGUAUUGAAGAUGGGUUUGUAUUGACGGGUUAAAUGUCUUUGAUAGAAGUUGGUCAUUGGGAUACAAAACCUUGACUUCAUUUAUGAGGCCACAGGUUUUGCAAUUGGGACAACCCACCAAGGAUGUGACUGGCUUUUAUGCUUGUAUGUCGAAUAAAAGGUCACCCGAAAUUUAUUUGUUUCUUUGCAUGCCUUGGGGAGUAAACAAGAAUAUAAUUCUAUCAUCUUCUUUCAUCCUUUUGCAUUGUACGUUCUUUUGAGUGAUACUGCCAUAACAUAAUGACAAUUUCUGCUGGGUUUGAGAAUACGUUCUGUUUCUUCGUAUUGAAUAGUGACCGUCUUAUAGAAUACAAACCUUGACUUCAUGGAUUUGAGGCCAUAUGUUUUACCGAAAAUUGACAAACCCCGUGGAUGAUCCACUCUAGUAUGCUUUGUGAUGAACUCUGUUCACCAGCAUCUGUGUCACAGUCAACACACCAACAACAGUACACCAGAACAACCAACAAGCAACAAUGAAAAUAUGGAAAACAGAAAAUAAGAGAAGAUAGAUGAGAGGAAGGUGAUAAUGGAAAUUGAUAAACAAGUCACAACAAGUCGGUGAGCUUUCGAGAGGCUCCCACUCUCCCAAUCCCAAUUUCCAUACAAUGAUUAGCUAACUGACAUCUAGCCUCCACUCCCCUUUUAUUCUACUUUUCCUUCUGUACAAGCACUCACUCAACCAUAACAAACUUCUGCCAUAUUGCCACGUAAUAUUCCUUCUGCCCCUCAGCUC